Molecule: messenger RNA, 1291 nt
Organism: Camelus dromedarius (Arabian camel)
Lineage: Eukaryota; Metazoa; Chordata; Mammalia; Artiodactyla; Camelidae
Gene: TEAD4
Product: TEA domain transcription factor 4
Exons: 11
Coding region: 53-1138 (361 amino acids)
Biological process (GO): hippo signaling; embryonic organ development; regulation of transcription by RNA polymerase II
Cellular component (GO): transcription regulator complex
Molecular function (GO): DNA-binding transcription factor activity, RNA polymerase II-specific; RNA polymerase II cis-regulatory region sequence-specific DNA binding
Source: RefSeq, a predicted model, not a curated record
CAUCUACCCGCCCUGCGGUCGGCGCAAGAUCAUCCUGUCGGACGAGGGCAAGAUGUACGGUCGGAAUGAGCUGAUCGCCCGCUACAUCAAGCUCCGGACCGGGAAGACCCGCACCAGGAAGCAGGUGUCCAGUCACAUCCAGGUGCUGGCUCGGCGAAAAGCCCGGGAGAUCCAGGCCAAGCUAAAGGAUCAGGCAGCUAAGGACAAGGCCCUGCAGAGCAUGGCUACCCUGUCGUCCGCCCAGAUCAUCUCGGCCACGGCCUUCCACAGUAAAAUGGCCCUCGCCCGGGGCCCGGGCUACCCGGCAGUCUCAGGGUUUUGGCAAGGAGCUUUGCCGGGCCAAGCCGGGACAUCCCACGAUGUGAAACCUUUCUCUCAACAAACCUACACUGUCCAGCCGUCGCUGCCUCUGCCAGGGUUUGAGUCUCCCACAGGACCCGCCCCAUCACCCUCCGCGCCCCCGGCACCCCCAUGGCAGGGCCGCAGCGUGGCCAGCUCCAAGCUCUGGAUGUUGGAGUUCUCUGCUUUCCUAGAGCGGCAGCAGGACCCCGAUACGUACAACAAGCAUCUGUUCGUGCACAUUGGCCAGUCAAGCCCCAGCUACAGCGACCCCUACCUCGAAGCCGUGGACAUCCGCCAGAUCUACGACAAGUUCCCCGAGAAGAAGGGUGGCCUCAAGGAGCUCUUUGAGCGGGGCCCCUCCAACGCCUUCUUCCUUGUCAAAUUCUGGGCAGACCUCAACACCAACAUCGAGGACGAGGGCAGCUCCUUCUACGGCGUCUCCAGCCAGUACGAGAGUCCUGAGAACAUGAUCAUCACCUGCUCCACCAAGGUCUGCUCCUUCGGCAAGCAGGUGGUGGAGAAGGUGGAGACCGAGUACGCUCGCUAUGAGAAUGGCCACUACUCGUACCGCAUCCACCGGUCCCCGCUCUGUGAGUACAUGAUCAACUUCAUCCACAAGCUGAAGCACCUUCCUGAGAAGUACAUGAUGAACAGCGUGCUGGAGAACUUCACCAUCCUGCAGGUGGUCACCAACAGGGACACACAGGAGACCCUGCUGUGCGUGGCAUACGUCUUUGAGGUGUCGGCCAGUGAGCAUGGGGCUCAGCACCACAUCUACCGCCUGGUGAAGGAAUAAGGCCGGGGAGCAGGGAGUGGGGAGGGGACCUGCACGGGCGGCCCCCCGCCCCGAAGUGCCAAGAGCGUUGAGGUCAUGACUCUUCCACCCAGGAACGAACUGUCUGAAUCUGCAGUGCCUACCCCAAAUAAACCCAAGAUCUGUGUAUUUUCA